ACGUAACGGUGAUAAUGAAGUUAAACAUCCGUAGUAUCGUAGUCACGAAGAGAAAAAAAAAAAUGGAUUGGAGAUGUCUGUUGUUCGAAGGUUGUAGUACAUAAAAUGUAAAUGUCAAUGAAAAAGAUACGCUUUUUCAAUUAGUACUGCAAGUCAUGCUGUUAAACAUUUAUGUUCGCCGAAGUAAACUUAAGAAGACACUAGCUGUUUUUCAUCUAAAUCAUUAGCGCAAAAGUCCACACAUGGAGCCGAUAUGUAUGAUUAUUUAUUUCAAGAAGAAAAUUUGGUUUAAGUGUUGUAUUUACGAAGACUGUUUAUGUGGUUUGUCAGGGAAACUCGAUGAAGUUGUAAAUAAACACCACGACGGUAUCCCUGAUACAUUAUGGGAUGGAACCUCGACAUGUACAUCUAAAAUAAAGUCAUUACAUGUAAAUAGUUUUGGUGAAGAUAUUCAGGCUUCUAAUGUUAGCGAUGAAAAGAUCCAAAGACUCAACACCAUUAAGUUGAAACUGGAUGGGUAUGUUUUAUCGGCACUGACAGCUUCAUUAAUAUACUCAAAAAUUUAUAGAAAGAAAUUCACAGAGAAGUGCAGUCUAUACUUAGAGGAUAGAUUGAAGCAAUCCCAUGUGAAGAGUCCACUAUGCGUUAUAGUGAACCUCAUACCAGCGAAGCGAGAGUUACUUGAUUACCGGUGGAAUGACAGAAUGAUCACACUUGCGACGGAGAGGAGGGAACUUGAGAAUGCAAUGUAUUGGCUAUCAACAUUAGGCGGUGCCUUCUCAGCCUUGGGUGAUGAAUUUCAGCACUGUGCUGUGAUGGCUGGCCGAAUAUCUGUUGGCCAGUUGUGGCUUGCACUUCGCCUGGGUGAUGCUUUGACUGUGGCCCGCUGUAAGUUGUUUUUGGCGCUCAGUUUGAUGCAACAGGGCAGACUGAGAGCUGCUCGUCAGCUUGUGCUGCAGCAAUACGUUGUUGCCAAGUCUGUGAAAGAAGUGGAUCCGCGACUGAGCAGAAUGUGCCAAGGGGUGUGGGCAAAGCUCAGGUAUGCGUACCAGCAGAGGCACAACAGAAGAAAAUCCAAAUCCCGACAAGCUUAAAUGAAUAGCAGUUAACGAAUUUAUUCACACAUCAGAAUUAUGAAACAAUGUUAGGAUGCAAAUUGUUACUUGUGUCAUACAAAGGAAGAUUUUUACUACAUGCAAGUGUUUGUAUUAAUUUCAUUCCACAUGUCACUAAUUUUUUUUUAAUGACGGAACUGUGAAACAAACAACAAAAUAAAGAAGCUGUAGCUUCAUAUUGAUAAGAGUAAAAACAAUUUUGCUGGCCUUCACAGUACUAUGGUUGUUUUGUAACUGCAGGAUAAAAAAAAAUUGCACAGUAAACAUAAUGGUUUUACAUAUAA
This is a messenger RNA of Schistocerca nitens (vagrant locust), 1399 nucleotides long. RefSeq lists its product as uncharacterized. Lineage: Eukaryota; Metazoa; Arthropoda; Insecta; Orthoptera; Acrididae. The coding region runs from base 243 to 1094 and encodes 283 amino acids. The transcript has 3 exons. The record is from RefSeq and is a predicted model, not a curated record.